Messenger RNA from Closterium sp. Naga37s-1, 1482 nucleotides. The record is from the annotation of a GenBank genome assembly. NCBI's taxonomy places the organism in Eukaryota, Viridiplantae, Streptophyta, Zygnematophyceae, Desmidiales, Closteriaceae.
AUGCACAACGCUUACUCCCCUCACCCGCCCACCCUCACCCGCCCACCCUCACCCGCCCACCCUCACCCGCCCACCCUCACCCGCCCACCCUCACCCGCCCACCCUCACCCGCCCACCCUCACCCGCCCACCCUCACCCGCCCACCCUCACCCGCCCACCCUCACGCGCCCACCCUCACCCGCCCACCCUCACCCGCCCACCCUCACCCGCCCACCCUCACCCGCCCACCCUCACCCGCCCACCCUCACGCGCCCACCCUCACCCGCCCACCCUCACCCGCCCACCCUCACCCGCCCACCCUCACGCGCCCACCCUCACCCGCCCACCCUCACCCGCCCACCCUCACCCGCCCACCCUCACCCGCCCACCCUCACCCGCCCACCCUCACCCGCCCACCGCUAUUCCUCACGAAGAGGGAUGAGAAGGAGGGAGGCAGGUAUGCGCUCGCCGCGCCACAAUUCCCCUUUGUUCCCGCGACGCUUCCAUUCCCUGCGCUUCACGCCUCCAUUUCUCCCGCCUCCCCUCCUGCUACCAUCCCCUCCCCCUCACGCUACGAUUCCCUCCCCCGCCACCAUUUUCUCCCCCUCACGCUAUCAUUCCCUCCCCCUCACGCUUCCAUUCUCUCCCCCUCGCUCUUCCAUUCCCAGACGCUCACGCCUCCAUUCCUUCCCCCUCACGCGUCCAGUCCCUCCCCCUCACGCCUCCCCAUACCUUCUCCUCACGCUUCAAUUCCUUCCCCCUCACGCUUCCAUUCCCUCCCCCUCACGCUUCCAUUCCCUCCUCUGCACGCUUUCAUUUCUCCUGCCUCCUCUCAUGCUUCCAUUCCAUCCCCCUCACGAUAACCCUCCCUCCCCUUCCAUUCCCUUUUCGAUGAAAUCAUCAUUUCUCCCAUCCCUUCCAAUCCAGAACCCAUUUCCUUCCCUUCCCUUCCCUUCCUUUUAUAUCCCUGCCCUUCCCUUCCCUUCCAGUCCUAUCCCUUCCCGUCCCAUCCCCUGCUUACCCAGCCAUUCCCUUCCCAUCUCUCCGUUCCAGUCCCUUCCCUUGCUUCAGGUGCACCUACCUUCACUACGCCUCCUUCUCUUCCUUUCCCUUCCAUUGCUUCGGGUCACGCGAGUUCGCCGCGCCACAAUCCUCCUUUGUUCCCGCCACGCUUCCAUUCCCCGCGCGUCACGCCUCCAUUUCUCCCGCCUCCCCUCACGCUUCCAUUCCAUCCCCCUCACAAUAACCCUCCCUCCUCUUCCGUUCCCUUUUCAAUUCCUAUCCCUUCCCGUCCCAUCCCCUGCUUACCCUGCCAUUACCAUCCCAUCCUCUCCGUUCCAGUCCCUUCCCUUGCUUCGGGUGCCCUUACCUUCACUACGUCUCCUUCCCUUCCUUUCCCUUCCCUUGCUUCGGGUCAUGCGAGGUCGCCGCGCCACAAUUCCCCUUUGUUCCGACCACGCUUCCAAUCCCCGCGUGUCACGCUGUCAGAUUUAUAUGACAUAG